This is a messenger RNA of Diospyros lotus (date-plum), 592 nucleotides long. RefSeq lists its product as uncharacterized. The transcript is spliced from 2 exons. The coding region runs from base 31 to 522 and encodes 163 amino acids. The record is from RefSeq and is a predicted model, not a curated record. NCBI's taxonomy places the organism in Eukaryota, Viridiplantae, Streptophyta, Magnoliopsida, Ericales, Ebenaceae.
AAAUGGUAAUAAAUUUUAAUUUAUUUAUUUAUGAUGUUUAUUGUUCAAUAUAAUUUUCUUGAUGAUUUUAUAUAUAAUUUUCAAAAGGGAGGAAAAGAAGGUAAUCCACCUGAUAUGGGAAAGAUCUUUUUCGAAACUCGAAAGAAGAAUGAAAAGUUUGUUGAGCUUGAAACUGAAGAAAAACAUGAACAAAUUGUAGAGACCAUUCAAGCAAAGCCAACACUUUCUAAUAUUGAGGUAAUUGAAAAAUGUUUUAGAGCGCAACGUCACAGCCAUGUGUUUGGCUAUGGGGGUGGAAUCAAACGGAAGAACUUUAAAGAUCCUAGUAAAAAGAGGAUGGAAGAGCUUCAAACUAAACUUAAUGACAAGGAUGAAGAAAAUCGCAUCCUAAAGAGGCGCAUUGUAGAGUUUGAAGAAAGAUUGCGAAGGAUUGAAUCUGUGAUACAACAAAACCCAAAUGCUUCAACUGAAUUUUCCCCAUCUUCUGUUGAUGAAGAUGUUGAUGAGGUUCUAUUAUUUUGAAGUCAUUGAUACAUUUUUCUUAGUUUGCAUGUUUCCUUGGUUGUGUGCCGUUUUUCACAUGAGAUUCUAU